This is a messenger RNA of Nerophis ophidion (straightnose pipefish), 4495 nucleotides long. It is a transcript of the gene igsf9ba, whose product is annotated as immunoglobulin superfamily, member 9Ba. The record is from RefSeq and is a predicted model, not a curated record. NCBI's taxonomy places the organism in Eukaryota, Metazoa, Chordata, Actinopteri, Syngnathiformes, Syngnathidae. Gene Ontology annotation, biological process: cell-cell adhesion. Gene Ontology annotation, molecular function: protein binding. The transcript has 21 exons. The coding region runs from base 258 to 4358 and encodes 1366 amino acids.
UAAAAAAAACCUGCUCCGUGUGUGGCGAGACGAGCGCGGCGGUGCAGGUGCUGUGUCUCACCGGGAGAGGAUGCGGACGGAAGGACGGCGGCGGGCAGGGAUGAAAGGGAGGCUCGGCGGCGGGGGAGACGACAGCGGACGUGAGAGCAGCAGCAGCAGCGGCGGCCGUCGUCGUCGCUGACGGAAGAGCGGGGCGCAAGGUCGAAUAUGAGACAUUCUGCUCGGACGAAGGGGGCACCUGGCGUGGCGACACUACUAUGAUUUGGUAUGUGGCCGCUCUGAUAGCAAGUGUAUUCAGCACCAGAGGAACGGCCGCCCAAGGUGCCCACGGAGUGAGAGAAGAGCCUCGGUUUGUGACGGCCCGCGCCGGAGAGAGCGUGAUCCUGGGGUGCGACGUGUCCCCUCCCCUGGAUGGCCAGCAGCCCCCCUACGUGGUGGAGUGGUUCAAGUUCGGAGUGCCUAUUCCUUUCUUCAUCAACUUCCGCUUCUACCCUCCCCAUGUGGACCCGGAGUACACUGGCCGAGCCUCUCUGCACGGGAAGGCCUCCCUGCAGAUUGACCCGGUGCGCUCGGAAGACCAGGGCUGGUACGAGUGCAGGGUCCUGAUGCUGGAGCAACAGUACGACACCUUCCACAACGGCAGCUGGGUGCACCUGACGGUCAAUGCCCCGCCUACAUUUACAUCCACGCCACCGCAAUAUGUGGAGGCAAAGGAAGGCGGCAGCAUCCUGCUCAGCUGCUCCGCCCAAGGAAACCCCAAACCAACGAUCAGCUGGCUGAGGGAGGGCGAGGAGCUGACAACCAACUCCAAAUAUUCGGUGCACGAUGGCAGCUUGACCAUCCUGGGCAUAACCCGCGAUGACAGAGGGGCGUACACCUGCAAGGCCCACAGCGACCAGGGGGAGGUGCUGCACACCACACGUCUGCUGGUUCAAGGGCCUCCUUUCAUCGUUUCUCCGCCAGAAAACGUCACCGUAAACAUAUCCCAGAAUGCACUCUUCACCUGCCAAGCGGAGGCGUAUCCUGGCAACCUGACAUAUACCUGGUUUUGGGAGGAGGAUAACGUCUACUUUAAGAAUGACCUGAAGCUCCGCGUGCGCAUCCUCAUCGACGGCACCCUCAUCAUCUUCCGGGUCAAGCCGGAGGACGCCGGGAAGUACACCUGCAGUCCGAGCAACAGCCUCGGCAUCUCGCCCUCGGCCUCGGCCUACCUGAUUGUUCAGUACCCCGCCCGGGUGAUCAAUAUGCCCCCGGUCAUCUACGUCCCUCGCAAACUGCCAGGAAUCAUACGCUGCCCGGCGGACGCCAACCCUCCUGUGACAUCGGUGAAGUGGGAGAAAGACGGCUACCCCCUGAGAGUGGAGAAGUACCCCGGUUGGAGCCUAUUGCCAGACGGAAGUAUUCGCGUGGCAGAGGCCACGGAAGACUCCCUGGGCACCUACACCUGUGUGCCUUACAACGCCCUGGGUACCAUGGGCAUGUCCCCCCCUGCCACUUUGGUGCUAAAGGAUCCCCCUUACUUUAACGUGAGGCCUGGGGGGGAGUACCGCCAGGAGGCCGGCAGAGAGUUAGUAAUCCCCUGUGCUGCUUCUGGAGACCCCGAUAUUCCAAGUAUCACUUGGAGAAAGGUGGGGAAGCCGAGCAGGAGCAAGCACAACAUCCUCCCCAGCGGCAGCUUGCAGUUCGUGUCCCUCAGCAAGGAAGACCACGGCGAGUGGGAGUGUGUCGCCACCAACGUGGUCACCAGCAUCACUGCCAGCACCAGGAUCCUGGUCAUUGGCACCAGCCCGCAUUCUCCCGGGAACAUCCACGUCUUGCCCUCAACCACCUCCGCUAAUGUGUCCUGGGAGCCGGGCUACGACGGCGGCUUCGAGCAGACCUUUUCCGUGUGGUACGGCCCAGUGUCAAAGAGAAUAGACUUCGGUCCACAUGACUGGCAUUCAAUGCCGGUUUCCGGUGCUCAGACUUGGUUGCUGGUGCCAGGGUUGGAGCCGGGGACGGAGUACCAGUUCAGUGUGCUGGCCCAGAACAAAUUGGGCACGGGCCCAUUCAGCGAAGUUGUGACAGUCAACACGGCAGGCUCCCCUCUGGUCACCCCAGAACCACUGGUGCUUCUCAGCCCACCUCGGUGCCUCACAGCCAAUCGCACGCAGCACGGUGUCCUCCUCACUUGGCUCCCCCCGGCCAACCACUCCUCCCCCAUCAACCGCUACAUCAUCGAGUUCCGCCUCGGGGAGCGAUGGGAAACCCUCGACGACUUGAUCCCGUCCACGGAGACCGAGCUCAUCGCCAGAGACCUCGUCCAGGAAUCCUGGUACGAGUUCCGAGUGAUGGCCGUCAUGGAUGAUCUGAUCAGUGAGAGCAGCAAUGUCGUGGGCGUGUCCAGCACAGAUCCCUUCCCCCCCGCCGAGGUGGCUGACGAGGGGCUGGCGCGGCCCGUGGUGGCGGGCGUCGUGGCAACCAUCUGCUUCCUGGCAGCGGCGGUGCUGUUCAGCACGCUUGCGGCUUGUUUCGUCAACAAGCAGCACCGGCGCAAACUCAAGCGUAAACCGGAUCCGCCGUUGUCGGUGACGCACUUCAGAAAAAGCGUGGAAUCCCCGCCUCCUCUCACCCCCUUGCCAGGGGUAGAGCCCUGCUGGGACCAGCCUGCCAGGAGCACUUUCUUGCCCCCGCCUGCCAGCCCCCUGUUAUCAUCAGGGAAGAUAAGCCCAGAGAGCUCCCCUCUGUCUCGGCCCCGCUCCAUUUCUUCAGAGGGCUCCCACGGCCCAGGCCUCUACGUCAGGAAGCUUCCCAGCCCGCAGAGGGACAAGGACAAAGAGCUGUCCUUCUACAAGAAAACCAAGCGUGCCAUAGCCAGCAGGAAGUACAGCGUGUCCAAGCACGAGGCGGAAGUCACCACGCCCAUCGAGCUGAUAUGCCGCGGCCCGGACGGCCGCUUCGUCAUGGAUUUCAGCCCGCCGGCCCGCCGCAUCCAAGGCUUCCCCUUCGCCGAGGAGUCCGACUUGUAUCCGGAGUUCCGGCAGUCUGACGAGGAGAACGACUUCGACCCGGGUCCUCUGCCGCCCAUUAUGCCCACACUGCGGCCCCAGCUCUCCCCGACGUCCUCCAGCCUGGAGUCCACGCAGCCCCCCACUUACAGCCCCCGCCUGCACAGGGCCAUGGAAGAUAUGAGCUUUGCAGAGGGCAGUGCACUUCACGCCUCAGGGCAGGCCCCGACCGCCCGCUACCGAGGCUUCCCCCAGGGCCCGUUCUAUGGGUAUCUAGGCAGCCGUAUCGAAUCAGGGAUUCCGCCACCAUUCUACAUGCCCGACAUCAGCCCGCAUAGCUCUGCUCUGUCCUCCCCCCCAGGCACUGCUGAGGGGCCCUUUGGUUACCCCUCCAUCCCUGAGGAGAGUGGAGAGAUGGAGCACCAUCAGUACACCGCCUCUGGCCAUUCCUUGUCACACACUCAUAGCCCUCCCUCGCACUCACCUGACAGCUGGCAACCUCACGAAUUACCUUUUCUGGGUCUGGAGGGCCCGCGCUUCAUGUUCCCCUCUCACCAUGCCUCACAUCACCCUCCGGACAUGCCGGACCCGCCCUCUUACGCCGCCCAUUCGCUUCCCCACGGGCGCCUACACCUCCCACCCCUUUCGGAUCCGACGAGCCCGAGACUCCUGCAGCUGGAGGUCCCUGUGGCUCCCCCAGGCAGAGACAGGCCCCCGGGGCCUCCGGUCAGGCGUUCAGCUAUGCAACAGGCCCAAAGUCUCGGCCAACUCAGACACACGUCCCAUGGAGUGGGUGUACCAGUGUUGCCUUACCCUGACCCGGCAGCUCGUGCAGGGAGCCCAAGCACAGCCCCCAGUAGUAGCCCCCAGUCCUGGCUCAGCCCGAGGGCGGGACGCCGAGCGGACCCUACCCUACCCCCCUUAGUACUCCAACCUUCCCGUCUUUCUCCGCUCUCCCAGAGCCCUCUUAGUACCCAGCCAGGUUCCCCGGAUAUCCUCGUGCGCCCCCCUCCGCGCCCCGGCAUCCUCCGAACCUCUCGAUCUCUGGAGAUGCCGGAGCUCACCCUGCAGCCCUCAGGCGCCGCCACGUUCUCCCGCAGGUCCUCCCUGACCGCCUCUCCCACUCAGAGUCAGGGAGGCCAACUGGCCAGUCCCAGUUACCACGCCGCCCACAUGUCCUACGCCUCCACGGCAGCCAGCUACCCCUCGCAGUCCCCGACUCCCCCGCCGGAGGGCAGGGAUGUUUUCGGGCAAAGGCCAUCCCAGAGACGGACAGAGGAGGAGGUGCUGCCCUCCGAGCCCUCCCAGCUCCAGAUAUCAGCCUCAGGCUAUCUGGGCAGCGUUGUGACCCGAUCCCCCACGCCACAAUAGGGAACCUCUAGGUGGGUCUGGUGAUCCUGCUGGGUCUGAGAGUUUACCAGCACUGCUGCACACCUGCAUCACGAAAGCCAAGGGAGUGGCCGCCAAAAACAACAAUAACAACGCAACUUCCGCACGAAGGAUCGGUG